CCUAUUUUGAUCUAAACCAGGAUCUUAGGCUGGGUUAUUUCCAACCCAGGUCAAACAAUUUUGAUCGCAAGAUGUUUUUCUGGUUUAUGUGCUGUCUUGUGGAUAUGUGGCUGAUUUCUGCCUCAGAUGAGAUCUGUCCAGAACUUCCCCCAGUGGACAAUAGCAUAUUUGUUGCAAAGGAGGGGGAAGGACAAAUUCUGGGGACUUACUUAUGUAACAAUGGCUACCACCUGGUAGGAGAGAAAACCCUUUUUUGUAAUGCAUCUAAGGGAUGGAAUGCCUCUGCUCCAGCGUGCCGCUUGGGCCACUGUCCUGACCCUUUGCUGGUGAAUGGUGAGUUUAGUUCCUUGGAGCCUGUGAACGUGAAUGACACUGUCACAUUUAAAUGCAAUGAGCAUUACGUCCUCAAGGGCAGCAAUUGGAGCCGGUGCCUAGAGAACCACACCUGGGUGCCUCCCUUUCCUGUCUGCAAAAGCAGAGACUGUGGCCCUCCUGAGAAUCCAACUCAUGGCUAUUUUGAAGGAACAGAUUUCAACUCGGGAUCUACCAUUACUUAUUACUGUGAAGCGAGGUACUACCUGGUGGGCACACAGCAGCAACAGUGCAUUGAUGGGGAGUGGAGCAGUACCCUUCCGGUCUGUGAGUUGAUCCGAGAAGCUCCCAAACCAGCUGAGUUGGAGUUGGAGAAGGCACUGGGAGAAGAGAGGGACACUUGGCAGCAUCCUGAAAGGGGCCCUAGGCAGCCCCCAACCAACCUGCAAAUUUAAAUGAUUCAUCAUGUUGAAGACCCAGAUCUGUACUGAAGCUAGCCUUGUUCUGAGCCCCCAUUUGGGCACCUAAGCACUACUCAUUAGCUUCCGAGUGUAGAGCUGAGUCUCAGUUCUUAAAUUGUUAACUUCAAAAAAUGUUCUUUCUUCAGCUUGCCUUUCAGGAGAGUAAGGAACUUUGCAAAGCCAUAGUGAACUUUACACAAAGAUUAAAGAAAAGUGGCUUAACGGUGGAGAAAGAAAAAUUUUCUCUGGAAAUAAGGAAAGCUGAGUUGAAGACAAAAAUGUUGCCCUGACAUUGUCUGAGCAGACUGAGUAAUAGAAAUACUCCUAUGAAUAAAAUUUCCUCUUGGCUCUGAAA
Orcinus orca (killer whale) is the source of this 1128-nucleotide messenger RNA. RefSeq names its product complement component 4 binding protein beta (gene C4BPB). NCBI's taxonomy places the organism in Eukaryota, Metazoa, Chordata, Mammalia, Artiodactyla, Delphinidae. The record is from RefSeq and is a predicted model, not a curated record. Gene Ontology annotation, biological process: negative regulation of complement activation, classical pathway. The coding region runs from base 72 to 767 and encodes 231 amino acids. The transcript has 6 exons.